GCAAAAAUUCAAUUCAGCCUGAAACCUUUGGAUGUUAUAUAUAUACACAAAGCCUCUAAGGGAAUGACUACACAUCCCUUUGUUUUAAAUGGGGAUUGUUUUGGGCUCACACAACGUCGAACGGCAAUAAUGCGAACCAUCUAUUUUUCAAGGUGUAAGAUCAUUCUUUCAAAAUAUUAGGCAAAUCGGAAAUAAUUGAGUCAUUUUGUUGAGUUCAAAGAAAUUGAGGAACACAAUAUUCUAAGAAACAUUGAAAUUUCAUCAUAACAAUUAAAUGGGCAAAUUGUCUCAAACUAAAUUUAAGUUUUGCAUGGAUGAUCUAUGAAUCGGGACUUGAAAAAAUAGAUGGUUUGGAUUGUUAAAGUUCGACGUGCAAUAGCUGAAUAGGUCCCAACACAAAUCCCUAUUUUUUGAAAGAAAAAAAAAAUGGUAUCCCACCCCAUAAAGGCCAUUGUGUGUGAGAAAUCCCAAGUAAAACACACUAGCUAUUUACAUCCACUCUUUUGCGGUUGAAUCUCAUAUUUUUCCAUCUUUCACUUGUGCAUCCUAAAUGUUGAGUGUUCAAACACUAUAUCCAUAUGCUCCUCUUUAAUCAUGGUGGAUUACUAAUCAUUCAUAUUAAACCUGCAGUUUACAAAACUUCAACUAGCAUAAAUCUUUGAGUACUUGUUACUUGGUUUCAUUAAUGUUUGCGUAUCUCUUUCUUGUCAUUGUUUGUUUCCACUCACGAUCUUGCACAUUUUUUUGAGCUUUCGCACAACAAGAUGGACACGCAGAGAGAAACGGAAGAUACCAAAAGAGAGUUAACAUCGGAAGAAGAAGAAGAGCAUGCGAAAGUGGAUGUGUGGAAAUAUGUGUUCGGGCUUGUUGAAAUCGCGGUGGUAAAAUGCGCCAUUGAACUUGGGAUAGCCGAUGCAAUUGAAAGCCAUGGCAGCCCCAUGACACUCUUAGAGCUCUCGUCUGCUCUAAGUUGUGAUCCUUCUCACCUUUACCGCGUCAUGAGGGUAUUAGUCCACCUCAAAAUAUUCAAAGAAAAGCCAACGGAAUUAGGUCCCAAAGGUUAUGCACAAACACCUUUGUCCAAACGGCUAUUAAAAUCCGGAGAAAAUAGCAUGGCUGUGCUCAUUUUGUUCGAGAGUAGCCCGGUACUGCUGGCCCCAUGGCACGGCCUAUGUGCCCGACUUCGAGGAAAUAGCAAUCCGUCAUUUGAGGCAGUGCAUGGAGAAGAUGUAUGGAGCUUUGCUGCCGCCAAUCCCGAUCACAGCAAACUCAUCAACGAGGCAAUGGCUUGUGAUGCAAGGGUGGCUGUGCCUGCAGUGAUUGAAAGCUGUUUAUAGGUGUUCAAGGGGCUUGAGACUACAGUAGAUGUGGGUGGUGGUGAUGGGACUACGUUGCGCUUGUUGGUCGAGACUUG
Molecule: messenger RNA, 1414 nt
Organism: Pyrus x bretschneideri (Chinese white pear)
Lineage: Eukaryota; Viridiplantae; Streptophyta; Magnoliopsida; Rosales; Rosaceae
Product: acetylserotonin O-methyltransferase-like
Exons: 1
Coding region: 765-1337 (190 amino acids)
Biological process (GO): methylation
Molecular function (GO): O-methyltransferase activity; S-adenosylmethionine-dependent methyltransferase activity; protein dimerization activity
Source: RefSeq, a predicted model, not a curated record